Ordospora pajunii is the source of this 675-nucleotide messenger RNA. RefSeq names its product Shwachman-Bodian-Diamond syndrome-like protein. The coding region runs from base 1 to 675 and encodes 224 amino acids. The transcript has a single exon. Lineage: Eukaryota; Fungi; Microsporidia; Ordosporidae. The record is from RefSeq and is a predicted model, not a curated record.
AUGUUUACUCCGCAGAAUCAGAAGAAGCUUGUGAAUGUUUGUGUAAUUGCUCUGAGGAAGUAUGGACGAAGAUAUGAGCUUGCAGUGUAUCCAAACAAGCUUUAUGAGUACAGGAACGGAAUAACGGCAUGCACAAACGAGAUUCUGCAGACUUCCACAGUAUACAGGAAUGUUUCGAAGGGAGAGAUUGCAGGGCAGGAUGAUCUGAGCAUGUUUGGCAAGCCUCAUGAUGAGAUAGUGAAGGAGAUACUGGACAACGGGCAUGAGCAGAAGAAUGAGGCAACAAGGAUAUAUGAGCAAGAAAGAACAGAGCGAGAGAUCCUUGAGAUUGUGAGAAGAAAGGUUACAAAGGAUGGAAAGCAUGUGAGCAUGAAUGCAUUGAGAGAUGCAAUGAGCAGGGUGCACAAUGUGCAUAUUGGAGACAGUAAGAAGCAAGCACAGGAAGUGGUUGCAAAGUUGGAACGACUUGGAUACGGCAGAGUGGGGAUGAGGAUUGCAGUUGAUCUGAACAACAGCAACCUCAAGAGGUUUGUAGAUGAGAAUGGGGAAGUGUGUGAUGCUCAUGUAGUGCUGCGAAGCAAUUAUUUCCCGGCGUUCAAGAAAAUAUGUGAUAGUGAGGAUGUGAGAUACAUUGUUGUUAGGAAUGAGGAUCCAGAUGAUGAGGAAAUCUGUUAG